AUGAAGAACUCAUUGGAAGAAGAAAUAAGGCAAAAAUCAUCAAGUGGAAGAAGAAAAGAAAACAAAAAUGGAGAUAAUUGUGAAGAUCAAGAACUAUUAGGAGGUGUAAAGUGUCCAAGAUGUGAUUCCACCAACACCAAAUUUUGCUAUUACAAUAACUAUAGUCUCACACAGCCUCGCCAUUUUUGCAAGACUUGCCGGAGAUAUUGGACUAAAGGUGGAGCCUUAAGAAAUGUCCCUAUCGGCGGCGGUUGUCGGAAAACCAAGAAGCUAAAAUCUUCUUCUUCUUCAUCUUCCUCCGCUAAAUUCUUCACCGGAAUAAUCCCACCACUUCCAGUACCGCCGCCCUCUGUUGAUUUUGGUGGCACUGGGGGAGGAGGAGGUUCUUGUUUGUCUCUUGCAUCUUCAAUUGAAUCUUUGAGCUCUUUAAACCAAGACCUUCAUUGGAAAUUACAACAACAACGUUUGGCUAUGAUUCUUGGAGAUCAUGAACAACCACCACCACAAAACAAGGUUCAAAAUCACAACUUUUUUCAACCUAUUUUGUUUCACAAUCUACAUCAUCAAGAUUCACCGGCUACUACGACUACUAUAACGACUGCGACUACUACUGAUCAAUGGUUGUUUCCAACUCAACUAAGUGCUCCAAACAACGGAGCUUCGAGAUCAAUUAAUGAUGGGCAUGGUGGGUGGAAUAAUAAUAAUAGUAACGAUGAUCAUAAUAUUGGAGUUGAGGGUUGGGAGGAUUUGCAUCAUUUCACUGCCUUCCCCUGA
This is a messenger RNA of Cucumis sativus (cucumber), 774 nucleotides long. Its product is annotated as dof zinc finger protein DOF5.7. The record is from RefSeq and is a predicted model, not a curated record. Lineage: Eukaryota; Viridiplantae; Streptophyta; Magnoliopsida; Cucurbitales; Cucurbitaceae. Gene Ontology annotation, molecular function: DNA-binding transcription factor activity; DNA binding. The transcript has a single exon. Gene Ontology annotation, biological process: regulation of DNA-templated transcription. The coding region runs from base 1 to 774 and encodes 257 amino acids.